AUGCAACACGCAGUAUCGGAAAAGAAAAUCGCAUUGAUCACGUACACCACGGCGGUCGGAAACACAAAAGACUUCGGAUGUUACGCCGACGAGAUCGCCGACUUCGCAGGAUUCAAAAGUCAUCCCACAGACCAGUCGCUGCCCACCACCACCUCGUUACGGACCCCGUCCAAGGAGAGACAUCCAAGGACUGAAACACAGCGCAUCAAAUGGUGGAAUCUGAAGGAUCAAAAGGAGGUAUUUUUCGCGUCCGUGGCUCCAUCUACACUUCCCCAUCCUACUCGUAGUGUGGAGGAAAUGUGGUCGUCUACUUCCAGCGUUAUACGUUUGGCCGCGGAGAACACUCUGGGAAAGACGACUCUAGGUAAGCCCAAAGUACGAAAGGUUACGUGGUUUUGGAGCGAGGAGGUUCAGGCGGCAAUUCGUGAGAAGAAGUCCAAGUAUAAGCUCUGGUGGAAGACGCGUCAGAGAAGCGUUGAUAUCAGAGAAGGCGAGCGGGCAGUGUAUCAUUUAGUCAGAGCGCGUCAUCGCUCAACGUUGGAUAUGGAGCACACCAAGAUAGUUAGGGAAGCUGAUGGAGCCGUUUUGCGCCGCUCUGGUCAGAUCCUGGAGAGCGUCGAGGGUCCUGUUCUACCAAUUACUGCCGUCGAAGUCAGUGUUGCCCUCGCAAAAAUGAAGUCGAACAAGGCAACCGGUCCUGAUGACAUGCCUGCUGAUGUCUGGAAGCUGCUAGGAGAUCGAGGGUCCGUGUGGCUCGUAACUCUAUUUAACAAGAUCGUUGCAGAAGGACGGACUCCAGAGGCCUAUACGACUGCUGUGCCAUACGACGAAGGUUUUCUGAGCGUGUCCUGGAAGCUCGUCUGA
Messenger RNA from Necator americanus (New World hookworm), 864 nucleotides. RefSeq lists its product as uncharacterized. NCBI's taxonomy places the organism in Eukaryota, Metazoa, Nematoda, Chromadorea, Rhabditida, Ancylostomatidae. The record is from RefSeq and is a predicted model, not a curated record. The coding region runs from base 1 to 864 and encodes 287 amino acids. The transcript has 3 exons.